ACAUCGUAUCGUGAGCAUAAUCCAGAGGGUGUGACCAAAUUGAACGACACGAAAUUUUCAUACUUUGCCCAGUCUUCGGAAUGUGAAGGUCCUCGCUCGUGUGUUUUGUUGCCUUUGCACCGAUAUUGCAAAAACAUAAAAUCAAACCUAGCCUCAAAAACAAUACAAACCCGAAUGAAAUUUAAUAGAUACGCCAGAAAUACGACAACUUGAUUGAAUUAAUGCCAACUGAAAAUAGUGCAGCAAAAAGUAAUAAUUUCGAAUUUUUUGCCGAUACACUCGGCACUAGGCUUUGUUUGUUGUGGAAAAUUGUGUACCCCCGAAAAAGGGAGUGUUUUCAUUUGGCGUCGUUCGUCACUUGCUCGAACGCCAAAUUGUUGGCGAAUUUCAUUUAUUCCGUUAUUGUGUGGAUGUAUGCGUGCGUGUGUUAUUGUUGCAUUUGCCGUUGUACAAACGCAAACGCACUUUGCAGUUGGUGUGUGCGCGUCUGCGGGGCUGGGUGGCGGCGACGGAAGCGAUGUGGGCGGGGCGGCGGAAAGUGGGCGCAGCAAUUACGAGAGAACUGCCAAAAGGAAUAAGGAUAAGAAGAGGAUGGGGAUGGUGAUGGAGAAGGGGAAGCAGUGGCCAGAGCAGAGCGAACUUUUAAUCAAUAGAUAUACAAACGCACGCGCAGCCGCGUGACCGUUACUCGCACACUCGCUUUCGCCUCUUUGCCAUGACUCUCCGUUGCUGCUGCUGCUGGGGGUGUUGGUGUUGUUGCUGCACUGGACGAAGCAGGAAGAGGAAGACAAGUGAACAAAAUUGCUAUUGCGCUGGGCAGCAUCGUUCGUCCUCAAUCCGAAAUCAAAGGUUAGGAAACUCAGGCCUGAGAGCACGUAGCAGGAAAACGCAUCUGUAACGAGGGAAAGGAAAACCGCCAGGAGCAACAAAGGACAGGAAGAGCAGGAACACAUUCCGAUUCCACAAGGGGAGGAGCUGAGGAAAGCAGGCCAGGAUGGGCGACUAUCACGAGUUCACGGACCAGUACAAGGUGCCGGUGAUAGCGAAGCUACUCCACGCCCUGCCCCACUAUAACAUCACGUUCCACAAGAUCAACAGCACGUUCCGGCCCAACGAUGAGAUCUACCUGGAGAGCCUGGGCAUUCUGGGCUCGGUUCCGGCUGCCCUGCUGAUCGUCUCGCUGCUGGGACUGCUCUUCUAUCUCAUGACCCGCUGCUGUGACCGGAAGCCCCGGCCAGCCCACUCGAUCACUAGCCUGAAGGUGGCCCUGUCCAUUGUGACGGUGAUGUGCUGCGCGGCGAUUGGAUUGGGAUUAUAUGGGAACGAUGAUCUGCACAACGGACUGCUGGAGGUGCUGACGGCGGGCAGGAAGGUGGACAAUCUAGUCACGACCAUCCGCAAUCAGACGCACAUCUUGGAGAACACGCUGACGAAUCGCAUACGGCCGCAGCUGGUGGAACUGGCGGACAUCUUCGAUCAGCCGGUGUCGAACCAAACUGCCCUCUCCAAGCUCUUUGUGUCGCUCAAUAUUGUCCAGGGAAAUGUUACCCUAGCCACCAAUGCGGCCAGCGAUAUCAGACGACCCCUGAUGGGCAUUUCCAUGACGCACUUCCUCACGCGCGGCGACCAAUGGGAACUCAUCCGCUGGCCGGGCACGGUGGCCACCUUGGCCCUGCUACUUGUCUUGUGUGCCGUGCUGCUGGUGGGCGUGGCCCGGCACUCGCGAUGCGCCCUAAUCCUGUUCAGCGUGUGCGGCUUGCUAGCCGUCACCGGUUCGUGGCUCAUGUCCGGUCUGUAUCUCUCCUCCUCGGUGGCUGUCGGCGAUCUGUGCAUCUCACCAGCGGAUUUUCUGGUGUCCACGGCACCCAGGGAUCUGCCCACGAAUGUGCUGCUGCAUUACACCCAAUGCGAACCAGGCCACACGAAUCCGUUUACCCAACGCCUGAGGGAAUCGCAGAAUUCCCUAAACAAUGCUCGCAGUGCCAUGGCCACGGUUAUGAAGAUAUCGCUGGUGCUCUUCAAAUCCUCGGGGCUGCAGCCCAAGCUGGGUGCUGUAAAUGCAGAUCUGAAUAGCAGUGAGAGAUUGCUGACCCAGCUGACGGCGCUCGUGGAUUGCAAGGCAGUGCAUCACAAUUUUUUGGCCGCCGCCCGAGGACUUUGCGAGGGAGGAUUAUUGGGACUGGUACUGAUGCUAAUAGCCAGCUUCAUUGCCGCCAUUCUGCUAACCAUCAUGGUGUGGGUGGACUCGCACACGUGGAUUUAUAUACGGAAACGGAAUGACUAUGCCCAGGUGGACGAGCCGUCGUAUAUUUCGCAUCCGGCACCGCAGAACCACCAGCAGAUGAUGAACGCCGCCAGGACAUUGCCGCGAAAUCAUAAUGGGCACUUCAGUCCGCCGGUGAUCAGCGGCUCCCACACGCUCCAGCAUCCCAGCAAGCGCCAGCAGCACGAGAUGAUGGCCCACGCCCACAUCCAGCAGAACAUGCGCGCCAUGGGCACCCACACGCUGGGCCGGCUGCCAUCGCAUAACCACAGCCCCACCCACAUGACCGGUCCCAAUAAUGCAGCAGCAGUCGCAGCAGCAGCAAACGCCGCCGCCAACAUGCCGCCGACCACGCAGGCCGCCCAACAGCAACAGCAGCAGCAGGCGCAACAGCAACAGCAGCAGGCACAGCAACAGCUGGGAGGACCACAGCCCAUCUACUGCCAUCAUCCCCACCAGCAUCCGCAUCCCCAUCCGCACCAGCAUCCGCAUUCGCACUCGGCUGCCGCCGUGGCCGCUGCAGUGCAGCACCAGCAUGCGAUCUACCACCAACAGCAGGCGCAGCAAUAUGGCACCUAUACCACUGCGGCCCACCACGCACCGCAUCAUCUGGGGCCGGGCCAGAGCCAGAUCUACCAGCAGAUUCCGGCGCACUUGGCGCCGCAACUGGCGGCCAAUGGCAAUCCCCACUCCAUUUAUCAGCCGCUAGUUGCUGUUAGCCAGGGCUCCAUAUAUGUAUCCAAUAUGGCGACAAUGCGUCGCCAGAACAGUCAGGGCGGCCCACAGAUACCGGCGCACCAGCAUCCACCCAGCUUGCAUCAGCAACAGCAGCAACCACCGCCCCCCUCGCAGCAGCAGCAACAGCUGCAUCAGCUCAAGUCCCCGCAACAGCACCAGCAACAGCUGCAGCAGCACCAGCAGCAGCAGCAGCAGCAACACCACCAGCAGCAACAUCACCAGCAGCAACACCAGCAGCAACAGCAGCAACACCAUCAGCAGCAACAGCCAAACGAAUCGGAUGUCGUGCCCAUUAGCACGGCCAUGGAUACCGCCAUCUAUGAUCGGGAUAAGCAGAUCUACAAGUGCUCCACUUUGCGGCAGGGCGGCAAGUUUGAUCCCAAGUACAAGCCAUCGAUUCUCAACUGCCCACUGCCGGAGAUCCCCAAAGAUGCGGAGCAGCCUAAGGUGGAGUCCAUCUACGAGCAGCGUCAGCAGGCCCACCACCAAAACUACUCCAAGACCCUGCAGCGUCCACCGAUGAUGUUGCCGCCCCAGAUGAAGGCGAUUCCACCGCCGCGCAUUGGUACGCCCACUUCGCCGCCACCGCCCGUCGCCCAGCCGCUCAACGAGUCCAACGGAGGAGUGCCGUCGGGUCUACAGAAUGGAGGAGCUGUUGUGGGAGGAGGAGGAGCAAACGCCAACGAGGACACCUCGUUGCCGCCGCCGCCGCUGGAAGCGCAAACGGAGGCGACAAAGGCCCGAAUGGGAGCAGGACCGGCGGCCAAUGGCAAGGUGCUGCACAAUGGCGGAGGCGGUGGAAGCGUGGGCGGUGGGGGCGGAGGAGCGGUGGACGACGAUGAUGAUCUGCCGCCGCCGCCGCCAGCGAUAACCGACGAAAGCAACUAUGCGGUGACGGAGCUGUAAGAUGGUUACUGCUGACACACCCAGACAACGCCCAGUGAAGGCAGGCAGGCGGGCAGGCAGGACAUAUGAGAUGAAAAUUGGUCCGGACUUGGGAUUGGGGCGUCUUCCUAGGAUUGAGGCGGAUGUAGGAUAGAUAUACAUAUAUCGAGGGAAUCGGGGAAAUGGGACUAAGGAUUGCUGAAGCGGCGAGUGUUCCUUCUUGAUUUGUUGCAUUUAACGUAUGCGUAUCGUAUCGUAAUCGUAUUCUAGACCGGAAUCCUGCUUUUCGACUCUUGUACAUAUUAUAUACCGAACUAUACCCGAACUUUCCGAGCAAGUCGACACGAAGGAUUGAAACACAGAUACUAGAUACCCGCAGGCGGACAGACGGACAGAUGGACGGACACGUGUAAUAUAUAUCAGCGAUCUAUUACUUAUAUAAAUAUAUAUGUAUACAUAUAUAUAUAUAUGUAUAUAUAUAUAUAUAUACACUUAGGACACGGUUAUUCCUUUUUGAUAAUAGCAUAUUUUUACCAAUUUUAAAGCGCUAAAUUGUCAGAAGAAACAAUUUUACGGGGGCUAACUUACUGUAUUAUACAACAUUAAUCUACAAAAAUAUAUAAAUUGUAUAUCCUCUACAACAAAAAACAAAAAACAGAAAAAUUAACCGAAAUCGAAAGACCGACACUUGAACCUAAAAAGCAACCACCAAAUAUUCAAAUCGAAUUCGGAUCGUAGGUCAUAAGUUCUAGAAUCGAAAUGUAGUAGAAAAGUUAGAAAGAUUUUUAGGCACUUGUCACGGGAGUCAAUUUUUUAAGUAGAAAACGGGCAACUGAAUGGAUGGGCAAAUGGGCGUGGCUACUAGUUUUUUGUUUUGUAUAAUCAAUACUUUUACUUGUAAUUAGGAAUUGCCUAUUUUCCAUAAGAAAAGAAUUCAGACAAAAUAUUUAAUAAUACAUUGAAUAGUCGAUUUUUGAGUCUGGAGAUCUUCGUGGCACCCCUCUAUUUUUCGUUUUUAGUCGUUUGUUCUAUAACGAACUUUCCUAAACUUUCACAUGUGUGAUAACCUCAUUUCAAGUUUCGUUAGACGUAUGGCGGAUGUGAAUACUUAUUUAUACUUAUUUUCAUGGCCUAAGUUCCUGACUGACUGCAUUUAUACCUACUCCUACAUAAAUGUUCACAAAUGGCUUAGCAGUGCUAGGAUGAAACUUACCCCACUUAUGUACGUUACGUUGCAAGCGAAUCGAACCGAUAUAACCUCGAGUAUGCCAAACCCACGUUAGUUGAAGGAUUAGAGUUAUUUAAGGACCCAAGGACUCGUACUGCUACUGUUAAGACCCCGAACCCAAACACUGCCCAUCCUCCCGCCACAUCCAUUCAGGGGAAUCCCCGUUUAUUGCUCGACUCUGUCCUGGGUCUGGGUUGUGCUGCGGACGAUGCCCACGCCUGGAUGGGAUGCGGUGGGAUCGUCCGGGACUGGCGGGCUGAAUCGGUCGAGGAUUCGUGCCCGCGAUUUUAUUGUGUAUUUAACCUAAGCUUAACAUGGAAUGCAUUUAUUAAAUCUAAACUUAACGAAGAUACAUGUAGAUACUUAGUGGGCUAACUGUAUAUUUAGUAGCUAAACGAAAGGCAUGCAUAGUACUAGCGUAAUCAGUAACCAACUAGACGAGACGAGAGAUGAACAAUUCGACUUGGCAUGAAACCGAUAGCAAUAUGAAACUAACACAAAGUACUGCCACCCCCCCCCCCCUAAUUACCGAAAACAAACCGACAAACCCGAAUUAAAAGCGACAAGACAUGAGAAAACAAGCGAACUACAAAGUUAUAUAGAUAUAUAUACACGCGCGAUAUAUACACGAAUAGAUAUUAUAAAAUAGUUAUAUAGACAAGAUACAUAAGCCUAUCGACAACUAUAUACCAGCAACACGCAUCAAGAAUAAUCGAAGCAUUUUAGAUCGAUUCCCGGAGGCCAACUUCAGUGUACGCCAGGUGGCCAACGGCCAACAAAAACUAUGUCGCAUCCGAACACUGCCCACACAGCGAAGUUCUCAACAUUUACCAAUCGAUCGAUCGAUCAAGGGAUCGCCCAAAACGAUCGAUCAAUCGAUCGAUCAAUCUAGCCAUAAUAUACAUACAUACAUUAUAUACAUACAUACAUACACCUAACGAGCCCCAACUAGAGCGAUCCCCCCAUUGAAAUGAUCAACUGUAAGAUAUUAACAAUCGGAGGACUCAGAUCAAAGUUGGCUCAAUCGCAUUUUUAAAGUAAAUAUGUAAAGACGCUGUAAAGAGAGAUCGGAACAAACUAAUCAAGUUUUUUUAUUCGCUUAUUAUACAAUUACCAGUUAUAAAAAAAAAACAACAAACGAAAUACGCACAAAUCGAACAGCAGUCGUCUUAAGGGGUCCUUCGUCACGAAACCGAGCCGAACCGAAGCGAAUCGAAUCGUAAUCCUCUCUAAGCAUCCUUUAAGGAUCGCCCAAUCUACAUGAGCAGUACCGAAUUAUACUAGUCAAUGGUAAAGCCCGGAGAAAACCCCUUGAGAGGCAAAGUUUGGGAGUAAUGCGAGUUCCGAGCCCAGAUCGGAACUCCACGUACACGUACAUAUAAAUAUAACACAAUUAGUUCGUAAAUAUAUUUCUGUGUUAAAUGUUGUCAUCGUACGCGUUGUAGUUAUUACAAAAGAAAAUCCCUAAGAAUAACGCAAAAAAACAUAGGUGCGCCGAUCUCGAAGUACAUAAAAUCCGAGAAAAGGCCCAACAGGAGAUUCAAAACGAAAUUUGCACAUUUUUUUCGAAGGCCCGGCGACAGCGGCAAUAAGACGAGAGAAGAUCGAGUUGUACAACAUAUAUGUAUAUACAUAUAUAUAUAAUAUAUAUAUAUAUAAUAAUAUAUAUAUAUAAUAUAAUAUAUAUAUAUAUAUAUAUAAAUAUAUAUUUAAAUAUAUUGUAUGCAUAGUUAAAGAAAAUGUAAAGACCAGAGGCAUAAAUCGAAGCGCUUAGUGGCAUAUUAAUAAACGAUUAAAACCAAAAUGAACCACGCAGGCGAUUCUAACGAAUCGUACGAACAGUUUGAAAACUCUUGUAAGAAGUACGAAAUACAACAAUUAACUAAUAAGUGUGUUCCAGAAACCACUUUUGCCCCGUCAGCUUCUCGGAAUUGUUCCAAUGAGCGGGAGACACCAAAUUUCUGGAAUGAAAACAUAUUUUAUGCGCAAAUCGAAAUGAGUCGCGGGUAACGAAAGGCGCGAAGUCGGGAGGAAUUUCAUUCAAAAGCAAGCAGCGGCAAAGUAAAGCGCUAAAAAACAUCCAAC
This is a messenger RNA of Drosophila melanogaster (fruit fly), 7199 nucleotides long. RefSeq names its product tweety (gene tty). Gene Ontology annotation, molecular function: chloride channel activity. Gene Ontology annotation, cellular component: membrane; plasma membrane. Gene Ontology annotation, biological process: chloride transmembrane transport. NCBI's taxonomy places the organism in Eukaryota, Metazoa, Arthropoda, Insecta, Diptera, Drosophilidae. The record is from RefSeq and is marked reviewed. Bases 995 to 3907 code for a protein of 970 amino acids. The transcript has 8 exons.